Molecule: messenger RNA, 6288 nt
Organism: Eriocheir sinensis (Chinese mitten crab)
Lineage: Eukaryota; Metazoa; Arthropoda; Malacostraca; Decapoda; Varunidae
Product: non-lysosomal glucosylceramidase-like
Exons: 17
Coding region: 24-2981 (985 amino acids)
Biological process (GO): carbohydrate metabolic process
Molecular function (GO): beta-glucosidase activity
Source: RefSeq, a predicted model, not a curated record
GAAGAAGAAGAAGAAGACAAACCAUGAAGAAGAAGAGGAUCGAAGAAGAAUCAGACAAACCAGGAAGAGGAAGAAGAAGAAGAAGAAGACAAACCAAGAAGAAGGAGAAGAAGAAGACAGACCAAGAAGAAGAAGAAGAAGAAGAAGACAAACCAAGAAGAAGGAGAAGAAUUAAAAAGACAGACCAAGAAGAAGAAAAAGAAGAAGAAGACAAACCACGAAAAAGAGGAAGAAGAAUCAGACAAACCAGGAAGAGGAAGAAGAAGAGGAAGAAAGAAGCUCCACCCCUCACGUCCCAGCCCCAGCCCCAGCCAUCACCAGCCUCAUCAGCUGUUUGUUGUCACAGAGUCAGAGUGAGCGUGAUGGCGGGCGGGCAGGAGCAGGAGGAGCAGGGCGGCGGCGGUGGGGUGGCGGGCCGGCUGGAGAACGUGUCCCGCUUCCCCCGCCACGGCUGGAUGGUGCCCCUCGACCACACCUUCCCGGAGCGGCGCGACCAGAAGAUCAGGCCGCGCUUGGGUCAACUGCCGCAGCUCAUCCCGCUCUUCAUGAGGUACCUGGUGUGGUACAUGUACACCAGAGCCAAGGGACGCAAACCCUGGAUUGACUGCAUCACCAUGAUGCACGGCAAGCAGAUGUAUGGUGUACCGCUGGGAGGCAUUGGGUCUGGAACGAUUGGCCGAGGGUUCCGGGGAGAGUUUUGCCGCUACCAGAUGGUUCCUGGGAUCUACGAGUAUGAGACGGUGAUGGCCAACCAGUUCAUUGCCACCAUCAGGGACCCCAAGGGCAACACACUCUACCAGCGGGUCUUGUCCACACAGACUAAGCCGAGGAAGACCCUUGAGUCGUGGGAGUGGGGCUUCAGCGGAGCGGACGGCUUGUACUGUGGCCUGUACCCUCGGUCAUGGACAGUCUACAACAUCAAGGAGCAAGGCAUCAGGCUAAUAUGUCGGCAGAUAUCGCCUGUCAUACCCCAUAACUAUAAGGAUUCGUGUUUACCUGUAGGAGUGUUUGUGUGGAACAUCGAGAACUACAACCCUGAGCCCAGAGACGUGUCCAUUACCUUUACGUUCAAGAAUGGGACUGGUGGGAGUGCGGACAAGGAGGGGGAGUGUUGGAGUGAGGUGUUUCAGCAGGAGUUGGCGGAGACGCAGGUCAAGGGUGUUGUGUUGCACCAAACCCUUAGAAGCUUGAACCUGCGCUACUGUCUGGCCGUCAAGGAAAAGCCGGAGGUAUCGGUGACCAGAAGUCCAGGUUUUGACCCGCUCAGCUCAGGGGAGUCGCUGUGGAAUGACCUCAAGCUGGACGGAGAACUGGACCCAAGUGACAUCCCAGUAACCAAAACUAGAAAGGGUGAGGAGAGAGCUGUGGCUGUGUGUGGAAAGUGUAGUAUUAGUGCCAGUAGCUCAGGGAUGAUAGAGAUGGCCCUGGUUUGGGACAUGCCCCAGAUUGUGUUCAAGAGCAAAGGAGUCACACACACCAGACGCUACACUCGGUGGUUCAGCGAGGAGCAGACGGCAGCACAGGAGAUGGCAGCGUACGCCCUCCACCACUACACACGCUGGGAGGACGACAUCGAGGCCUGGCAGAACCCCGUGCUCCAGGACCCAGCCUUGCCGGACUGGUUCAAGAGCGCCAUCUUCAAUGAGCUCUACUUCAUAGCCGACGGAGGCUCGGUGUGGUUGGACCUGCCGGAGCAAGUAACAAGUACACUGCCUCUGCAUGACUCAAGGAGUGAGUACGGUCGCUUCGCCUACCUGGAAAGUCACGAGUAUAGGAUGUACAACACUUACGAUGUGCACUUCUACGCGUCCUGGGCCCUGGUGAUCCUGUGGCCUGAGCUCCAGAAGUCCCUGCAGUACGACAUGGCUCAGUGGACCACCUCGGCCGACCUCACGCCCCGCACGCACCUCUUCCGGGGCAACAAGGGCGUGAGGAAGCUGGCCAACGCUGUGCCUCAUGACGCUGGUGACCCGGAGGACGAGCCAUUUGUACGGGUCAACGCUUAUCAGAUCCAUGACAUCAGCUUCUGGAAGGACCUCAACCUCAAGUUCGUCUUACAGGUGUACCGAGACCACACCUUCUUCAAGGACCACAACUACCUGGCUCACAUGUGGCCCGUGUGCCGCGCCGUGAUGGACCGCAGCUUCACCUACGACAGGGACGGCGACGGACUGAUAGAGAACGAGGGUCAGGCGGACCAAACCUACGACUCCUGGAUCAUGCACGGCCCAUCCGCCUACUGCUCCUCGCUGUGGGUGGCCGCCCUCGCCUCAAUGGUGGAGAUGGCGCGGCUGCUCAGCGACACGGCGGAGGAGAAGAAGUUCCUGGAGGCGCUGGAGAAGGCUAAAACUGCCCUGCAAGAGAAGCUGUGGAAUGGCAAGUAUUACAAGUUCGACACAUGUGGUGCAGCUCACAGCGACAGCAUCAUGUCAGACCAGCUGGUGGGCCACUGGUACCUGUCCCUGGCCGGCAUUGACAGUGGGGUGUUUGAGUACAAGUGUGUGCGGUCGGUGCUGAAGAUGCUUUACGAGUACAACGUGCAGCGCUUCAACAACGGGGAGAUGGGGGCCGUCAAUGGCAUGAACCCGGACGGCACGAUUGACCGCUACACCAUGCAGAGCGAGGAGAUGUGGGUGGGGGUCACGUACGCCCUGGCGGCCACCAUGAUCAUUGAGGGCAUGGUGGACGAAGGCUUCAAAACUGCCGAGGGAGUCUACAGAACCGUCUACGAGAAAAUCGGACUAGGGUUUGAGACGCCCGAGGCUCUGUAUGGCCAGCACAAGUACCGAGCCAUUGGGUACAUGCGGCCACUGUCCAUCUGGUCCAUGUACUGGGCCUACACACUGCGCAAGAAGAAGCAGAGUGCCGACAAAGCCCCGGACGACACAGCGGAGAUCGACGUCACCUUCCCUGAACCGCCCGUCAGGAGAACACGGCCGGUCGCUCAUGACUCGGACUCCUCAAGUGAUGUAUCCCAAUAGUAGUAGCAAUUAAUUUCUCUUGGUAUUUUGUAUUUCUUUUGAGUUUUGUGCAAGGGGGAUCAAGUGCAGGUCAUCGUAACUAUCCCAGAAUUGCCGGUCAAGAUAACAAGCCUGGUUGCUCAUGAAUCGGACUCCUCAAGUGAUGUAUCCCAGUAGUAUCAUGUAGACAUUAAUUUCUCCUGAUAUUUUGUUUGUAUGACUUCUGUGUGAGGGAUAGUAAGUGCAGGUCAUCGUAACUUUCCCAGAACUGUCCGCCGUUUAUUUCUAUUGAUAUUUUGUAUUUCUCCGACUCCUGCAUGAGGGAUAUUAAGAAGGUAGGGCAGGAUUUGAGGCAUCUGGUUAGUUGUUGUUGUAGUAUUUUAUCUUUCUCGACAUUUUAGCAUUUUCACACACACGGAAGUCCCCCUGGCAGAGUACGGACCCCAUUUUCUAUCACACAACAAGGUCCAGUCUUUUUCUUGUAUCUCAUUUCGUAAGAGUUCCAACGCACACAUGUUUUUAAGUCGAGUUAUUUCAGACCAAUCAUCCCAACAGCUCCGAGUAAGAUAAUAGUUUUGUAGCUACAGAUCUUUGCCCGUCAGUUGCAGAGCCAUUACGGGACAAAGAUGAAACAAUGUAAAUAAUGUGUAUGUGUGUCUGUGAGUGUGAGUGUAUUUACCUAUUUGUAAGGGAAAAUUAGGAUGUUAAGCAAGAAGAUGAAGGAGAAGAAGAAGGAGAAGGAGAAGUAGUUUUAGGAGGUGUGUGUGUGUGUGUGUGUGUGUGUGGAGUUUUUUAAUACUAUAUAUAUUUGUUUAUUCUGUUUCCCUGUGUAUGGGUGUAUAUGGUUAAGUCCUUCGGUUUAAGUUUACGUUCUUAGACAGUUUGGGUUUUUCUGUUUAAGGCUGAGAUUGGGUGUGAGGAACAGACGUAUUUUUCUUUACUUUGCGCUGGGAAAGGAAGGUUACACAUCACAGGAAGAACAAGAAACAGGUUGCAGGGGAAGAGUGACCUUGUAUUUGGUGUUCCGAGGGUCACUGUUCCUCUUGCAACUAAUGUCUUGUUCUUCCUGCGAUGUUUAGUUUGCCUUUCCCAGUACAAACUAGAAAGAAACGUCUGUCUCUAGCUCCAUUUUUCUUAAGUUUGCGCUGGGAAAGGAAGGUUACACAUCACAGGAAGAACAAGAAACAGGUUGCAGGGGAAGAGUGACCUUGUCUUUGGUGUUCCGAGGGUCAUUUUUCCUCUUGCAACUAAUAUCUUGUUCUUCCUGCGAUGUUUAGUUUGCCUUUCCCAGUACAAGCUAGAAAAAACGUCUGUCCCUAACGCCCUUUCUCCUCUAAACGCCUUAUUUUGGGGGGGCUUCAGCGGGCUCAGUGUGGGGCAUUAGGUUACGAGUUGGUUGGCAUGGUGAGUGUCACUGCCAUUUGCUCAUUGCACUGGGGUCAAAAUAUGCUUCUGGGCUGUUUUGCUCUCGUCCGCCACGCACAAAUAGGUGAUGCAUUUGUGGAGCGACAUGGAUAUUUUUUUUAAGGUAUUACUGCUGAAAAUAUUGCUCCUGUUAUAGAAUGAAUGAGACUAAGAUGAGCUAUGAUAUUUUUUCUGUAUGUGGUAUUGCAUUGGUUAUGAGCGACAUGGAGAUUUUUUUUAAGGUAUUACUGAUGAAAAUAUUCUGCCUGUUAGGGAAUGAAUGAGACUUAAGAUGUACUACAAUAUUUUUUCUGUAUGUGGUAUUGCAUUGGUUAUGAGCAACAUGAAGAUUGAUUUUUAGGUAUUACUGAUGAAAAUAUUACGUCUGCUAUGGAAUGAAUGAUGCUAAGAUGUGCUAUGAUAUUUUUUUUGUAUGUGGUAUUGUAUUGGUUAUAAGCGUUUUGAGACAUGAUUCAACCCUUAGACGGCAGCCUCGUGUAGUGUGUUGCCUCUAUAGCUGUGUUGUGGUGUGUGGAUGAUCCUGGCCACACGCAAUCAAAGGUACUGAAUCUCGGUUGAAAAAGAUUUGGUUCAGCUUUACACAACCGUACUGCAUCGAAAACUUAAGUCAAGCUCAAGUUGACAAUAAUCGCUGUUUGUUCUCCAUGCCAGGCACAACCGUUGACCUCUGUGCCUCUUAAAACAUUCAUGCUGGACAGUGGAUGUGUUAGCCAGAUAGUCGUAACAGUGAAGGAAACAUCACAAUCAUACUGCAUCGAAAACUUAAGUCGAGCUCAAGUUGACAAUAAUCGCUGUUUGUAGUUCAUGCCAGGCACAACCGUCGUCUUCUGUGCCUCUAAAACAUUCAUGCUGGACAGUGGAUGUGUUAGCCAGAUAGUCGUAACAGUGAAGAAAACAUCACAAUCAUCUUCAUUGGAAACUUAAUCGAGCUCACUUUGACAAUAAUUCAUGCCAGGCACAACCGUCAUCUUCAGUGCCUCUAAAAUAUUCAUGGACAGUGGACAUGUUAGCCAGAUAGUUGUAACAGUGAAGAAAACAUCACAAUCAUCUUCAUUGGAAACUUAAUCAAGCUCACUUUGACAAUAAUCGCUGUUUGUAGUUCAUGCCAGGCACAACCGUCGUCUUCUGUGCCUCUAAAACAUUCAUGCUGGGCAGUGGAUGUGUUAGCCAGAUAGGCGUAACAGUGAAGAAAACAUCACAAUCAUCUUCAUUGGAAACUUAAUCGAGCUCACUUUGACAAUAAUCGCUGCGUUGUUCUUGCUCCUUUUCAUAUUAGUGCAGAGAACAUUGAAGGCACAACCAUCAUGUUCUGUGCCUUGAAAAUGUUGAUAUCAGACAGUGGACGUGUUAGCAAGAUAGUCUCAACAGUAAAGAAAACGUCCCAAUCAACUUUAUCGAAAACCAGGUCGAGCUCACUUUGACAAUAAUCACUCAUUGAAGUUCAUACCUCGUUUUCAUAUUAGCAUAGAGAACAUUGAAGGCACAGCCGUUAUGUUCUGUGCCUCUAAAAUGCUCAUAUAGGACAGUGGAGACGUUAGCAAGAUUGUCGUAACGGUAAAAACAUUCCCAUCUCGUUGUUUAGAAUCAGUCAGUCACUCAGCAUGAAACUCUUGCAUCACAUCUAGUAUGAUAUUUUAGCAAGACAGUCGUAACAAUAAAGUAAAAAUGCACGUAUCUUGUUUAGAGUCAGUCAGUCACUCAGCAUGAAACUCUUGCAUCACAUCGAGUAUGAUAUCAUUUUAGCAAGACAGUCGUAACAGUAAAGUAAAAAUGCCCUCAACUUGUUUAGAGUCAGUCAGUCACUCAGCAUGAAACUCUUGCAUCACAUCCAGUAUGAUAUCAUUUUAGCAAGAUUGUCGUAACAGUCAAGUAAAAAUGGCCUCAUCUUGUUUAGAAUCAGUCA